AUGUCUCGCCGGUACGACUCGAGGACAACCAUCUUCUCACCCGAAGGUCGUCUAUACCAAGUCGAGUAUGCGCUAGAGGCCAUCUCCCACGCCGGCACCGCCAUUGGCAUCCUGGCCAAGGAUGGCAUCGUCCUCGCCGCCGAGCGCAAGGUCACCUCGAAGCUGCUGGAGCAGGACACUUCGGCCGAGAAGCUCUACGUCCUCAACGACAACAUGAUCUGCGCAGUGGCCGGCAUGACGGCCGAUGCCAACAUCCUCAUCAAUUACGCCCGCCAAGCUGCCCAGCGCUAUCUCCUCACCUAUAACGAAGACAUCCCCUGUGAGCAGCUCGUCCGCCGACUCUGCGACCUCAAGCAGGGCUACACGCAGCACGGUGGUCUCCGCCCCUUUGGCGUCUCCUUCAUCUAUGCCGGCUGGGAUCCUCGGAGACAGUUCCAGCUCUACCUCAGCAACCCCUCGGGUAACUAUGGCGGCUGGAAGGCGACGAGCGCGGGAGCCAACAACGCCAGCGCGCAGAGCUUGCUGAAGCAAGAUUACAAGGAGGACUGCACGCUCAAGGAGGCCUGCGCCAUGGCUGUCAAGGUGUUGAGCAAGACCAUGGACUCAACCAAGCUGAGCAGUGAGAAAAUCGAGUUCGCCACUGUAGGACAGACUGAGGACGGCAAAAUCUACCACCGGCUGUGGAGCGCCGACGAGAUUACGGCAUUAUUGAAAGAGCACGACUUGGCCAAGAACGAAGACACGGAGGAGAAAUAG
Molecule: messenger RNA, 756 nt
Organism: Hirsutella rhossiliensis
Lineage: Eukaryota; Fungi; Ascomycota; Sordariomycetes; Hypocreales; Ophiocordycipitaceae
Product: proteasome subunit domain-containing protein
Exons: 4
Coding region: 1-756 (251 amino acids)
Biological process (GO): ubiquitin-dependent protein catabolic process
Cellular component (GO): cytosol; proteasome core complex, alpha-subunit complex; proteasome core complex
Source: RefSeq, a predicted model, not a curated record